CAUUUGUUAAAACUUCUUCAGAUCGGAAAAAGCCAAUCGAAGUUUUUGAUCCUGAUAUUGUUAAUAUCAAAGAUUUAUUCUUUACAGAUGAGCCAUUCUUUCCUAUAGAAGAAUACCAAACUCAAGAUUAUCUUUUUAAAUUACGUGAGUUGGGAAUGAAAAGAUCAAUGACUGGUACAGAUCUUAUUGAUCGAAUAGAAAAAUAUAAAUCAAGAUUAUGUGAUGAUGAGAUUGUUUCUGUUCACAAUAAAUCAUUUUUACUUUUAAAAUAUAUUGAUAAAAAUUAUCAAGAUUUGAAAGAUGACAUUUUAUUCCGAGAAAAGCUUCAAACAGAAACGUGGAUUCCAACUUUAACACCAGAGCCAGAUAAUCAGCGAACCUUCUCAAAAGCUUCAGAUUGUCGAGAUAAUUUAUAUAUAGAUUUAAUUUCAUAUACAUUGCCAAUAGUUGAUUAUAAGAUCGUUAGCGAUAAAUUACGUCAGUCUCUUGGAUGGGAUACUAUUCCACCCACAGAAAUUGUAAUAAAACAAUUAUUACAUUUGGUAAAUUUAAUGAAUCAACCGAGAAAGCAUUCGAUGAAUAAUAUUAGAAAUCGAAUAAAUACAAAUUACGAACAUUUCAACAAAAUAAUUAAUCAACCAGAUGGAGAAACUCAUUUAGCAAUUUUAAAACAAAAUUUGGCAAAAGAACAAUGGAUUCUGAAUGAGUCAGAUGAUAAUGAUAUCUACACAAUCGAUGAAGUGGUAUUUUCUCUUCAUAAUUUUAUUCCGAGUGGUUAUUGGGUUCAACUUUCUCGGAAUAAUAGAAUAAAUUAUUCGACACUCUUUGAGAAGCUUGGUGUUAAAAAAACACUUGAUAUUCAAGAUUUUAUUCGAGUACUACGAAAUGUUAAUUUUUCGAAACCAAAACAAAGAGCCAAUAUAAUGUCUAUAAUUGAUGAACUAUCAAAAAGUAAAGAAGAAAAUUUAACAGGAUUAUUAAUUCCAAAUAUGAAUUGUGAAAUGGUAGAUUAUAAAAUCGUUUUGUUUGAUGAUUUGGGAUCAAGAGAAAAUGAUUCAAUGAAAGAUUUUAAUAUUAUAGCCCAUUCAGAAAUUUCAAAAAAUUUAGCAAAAAGGUUAAAACUUGAAAAUUUAAGCGAAGUUUUGUUAAAAAAUUCGAAAUUUGAUUUUGGACAACAUGAACAAGUAACUACAAGAUUGAAAAAUAUUCUUAGG
Dentiscutata erythropus is the source of this 1214-nucleotide messenger RNA. NCBI's taxonomy places the organism in Eukaryota, Fungi, Glomeromycota, Glomeromycetes, Diversisporales, Gigasporaceae. The record is from the annotation of a GenBank genome assembly.